Molecule: messenger RNA, 249 nt
Organism: Strongyloides ratti
Lineage: Eukaryota; Metazoa; Nematoda; Chromadorea; Rhabditida; Strongyloididae
Exons: 1
Coding region: 1-249 (82 amino acids)
Source: RefSeq, a predicted model, not a curated record
AUGAUGGAACCAGGUUUGACGUGCUUUUUUAUGACGUCAAGAAGCGUUUCACUGUCCCGUUUUUCAACAGGAACAGCGAAAACGCGUCUCUUCUUCGUCUUUUUCACACCGCCAACAACCCAGACUCCAUCUACAAGGUGCUCUCUAUGGUACUUCCGUUUGCCUAUUUUGGUUUCAUCUAUUUCCACAAUGAUGCCUUUUCCACCGAUAACACAAUCUUCGGUAUCUAAAGCAUCCGCCACAAGUUAG